Molecule: messenger RNA, 1578 nt
Organism: Melozone crissalis (California towhee)
Lineage: Eukaryota; Metazoa; Chordata; Aves; Passeriformes; Passerellidae
Product: solute carrier family 22 member 13-like
Exons: 10
Coding region: 1-1578 (525 amino acids)
Biological process (GO): transmembrane transport
Cellular component (GO): membrane
Molecular function (GO): transmembrane transporter activity
Source: RefSeq, a predicted model, not a curated record
AUGGCUGAGUUUGGGGACCUUUUAAAGGCUCUGGGGGAGUUUGGGCUCUAUCAGAAACUUCUGAUCCUGCUCCUCUUCCUCUCACUCCUUCUCAACCCUUUCCAAAUGUUUGGCCAAGUGUUCAUGGUGGUGGAAGUGCCUCACCACUGUGACACCAGCUGGAUCCUUGCCGUGGGCCCCAACCUGACAGAGGAAGAGCAGCUGAACCUCACCCUGCCCCGGGGCCCCGACGGGCACUUUGAGCAGUGCUCCAUGUUCUCCCCGGUGGACUGGGACCUGGAUUCCAUCCUGGCCUAUGGGCUGAACCACACUGAGAAGUGCAGCAGUGGCUGGGUGUACCCCUCCGAGCAGCCACCGUCCCUGCUGACCGAGUUUGACCUGGUGUGUGACAGGGCGGUCCUGAAUGAUGUCUCCCAGUCCAUCUACAUGGCUGGCCUUCUCAUUGGAGCCACGGUCUUUGGGAUGCUGAGUGACAGGAUAGGCAGGCGGCCAGUCUUUCUCAUCUGCAUCCUCCUGCAGGCCGUCUUUGGCCUGGCAACUGCCUUUGUGCCCCACUUCUAUGUGUUCAUGGCCUUCAGGUGUGUCGUGGGAGCUGCCGUGUCAGGAAUUAUGAUUGCAGGCGUGUCCCUGGCUACAGAAUGGGUUGGUGUCUCCCACCGGACAAUGGCGCUGGUCAUCACUCACACGGCUGGCGCUAUUGGGGAAAUGUUGGUGGCUGGUUUGAGUUAUGGAAUUCGCCACUGGAGGCUGCUGGAGAUUGCAGGAUCUGCUCCUAUGUUUGCCCUUUUCUUCUAUAUUUGGGUGCUCCCAGAGUCAGCUCGCUGGCUGGUGACCAAGGGCAGAAUCGAGGAAGCCAAGAAGGUGCUGCAGAAGGCGGCGGCCACCAACAAGCGCAGCCUCCCACCAGAGCUCCUGGAGCAGUUGAAGCCUGAGAAAGAGGUCAAGUCUGGAAGUUUCCUGGAUCUCUUCAGGACAAAGAACCUGCUGAAGGUGACUUUAAUCAUGUCAUGUGUCUGGUUUGCAGACAGCAUUGUCUACUAUGGGCUGAGCCUCAGUGUGACAGAUUUUGGCCUGGACAUCUACCUGACACAGCUGGCCUUUGGGGCAGUAGGUCUUCCAGCUCGAAUUUCCUGCAUUUUCCUGCUGGAAUGGUUUGGGAGGAAGAAAGUGCAGGGCAUUCUCCUGCUGCUGGCUGGCACGAUAUGCCUCAUCCUCACUGGCAUCCCUGAAGACCAGGCCGUGGUAAUCACUGUCUUGGCCACCAUCGGCAAGUUCACAGCCACAGCCGCUUUCUCCACCUCCUACGUCUACACUGCUGAGCUCUUCCCCACCAUCCUCAGGCAGACGGGCGUGGGGCUGUGCUCGACCAUGGCGAGGGUGGCCGGGAUCCUGGCCCCGCUGAUCAUCCCCCUGGCCCAGUACCACCGGGCCAUCCCCAAAGCCAUCUUUGGGAGCAUCCCUGUGCUGGUGGCCCUGUUCUGCAUCCUGCUGCCCGAGACCCGUGGCGUUGACCUGGCAGAUGACACAGGGAAACAACAACCUCUAGAUGAGGAGCAGAAAACUGAAGUGUCUCUCUGA